This is a messenger RNA of Drosophila melanogaster (fruit fly), 2289 nucleotides long. RefSeq lists its product as uncharacterized. Gene Ontology annotation, biological process: regulation of transcription by RNA polymerase II. The transcript is spliced from 5 exons. The record is from RefSeq and is marked reviewed. The coding region runs from base 180 to 2084 and encodes 634 amino acids. Lineage: Eukaryota; Metazoa; Arthropoda; Insecta; Diptera; Drosophilidae.
CGGUCACACUGCAUUCUGCUCUUCAAAAAAUAUUUACUAGAUAAAACACUUGGAAUUCGGCGGAUUUGAGUGUAGUUUUUCGACUCACGCAUCUAAUGCGGCACAGUAAUGACAUAAGGAUCAAGUGCAAUAUAUUGAGUGUGCCAUUUGUUAUCCAGUAGCGCCCCUAUUACAGCAGGAUGCAGGAUGCCACGGCUCCGGAUCCGGAACCCAGCAGCACCAACGGCAAUUGCUCCGUUGAACAUGACAAUCGGCAGGAUCAGGAUGAGAACCACGUAGGCGCCGAGCGGGAAGCGGAGGCCAACGAUGCCAACUGCACCGUUUGUGGUGCCGCCAAGGCAUCGGCGCUUUUGGAUCUGCGCUCCAACCAUGUAAUGCAACGUCGCCUAAGUCGCGACUGGAAGAUUCAUGCAGAUGUAAUCCGAUCCACAUUGAAGGCCAUUUGCGUGGAGUGCGUGUGCAAGCUGAACAUGCACUCGGAGGUCACUCGAUCCCUGAUGCAGCGCAUGCAACGGCUGCAGCGUUCCGGUGGUGAAACCACCAAGGUGACAACCACCACGACAUCGCCCAGCCAGCACAGUCCACCCAUUGCUGAUGCAGAGGUGUCGACCACCUUGAUUGAGAGUCAGGAGGAGGUGGCCCACAGCGGGCAGAGCGUUCGCUCGCGUUCUUCCUGCUCCGUGCUGGAAGUAUACCUCGCUCAACAACCAUAUUCUCCAUCGGCCAAGGAAACGGAAGAGAAGCAUGCGGAGGGCUGGAAAUGGCGAACACGGCUGGAGUGUCACGAAUGUGGUCGGGCCUAUUUUCGACGGGAUUACUACGCCCAGCACUUGAGGCGCUGCUCCAAAACGCGCAGGAAGCAGCCACGUCCAUCGCGCGUCAAAUGCCGGGUACUAAAUGAGGCGAGCUAUGAUGAAGAGGCGCCAUCCAGAGCCAUCCGAUCAUCGCGCAUAUACUACUGCCGGCAUUGCGACGCAGAGUUUGAGACCUUAAUCAGUAAGCGACAGCAUGAGCGAAUGAAGCAUCAGCAGCGAUAUCCGUGUGAUUUGUGCGAAGCCCAGUUGGACACGAAGUACGAGUGGGAAAUGCAUCACACCAUCUGCCAGGCCAAGCAGGAGGCCUUAGCAAUUGUGGAGCAGCAGGAAGCUGGCCAAACCGUUAUGACUUCCCGGGUGCCAAGGGCAUGCUCGAUGCGCUCUCGCUCACGGGCAUGCUCCGAAGCCUGGGAUAGGUACGACAUGGAUGAGGAGGAAGAGGACGAAGAAGAUGAAGAGAUAGAAAGCGGUGGGGAGGAACUAGAAGAGGGCGAGGAGGAUGCCAUGUACGCGCGACGUAUGAACUUUACUGGCGACUGGAUUGUUAACCACAGCCGCAGCAAUAGCAACAGCGCUGGUAAUCUCUCCCUUUUGUACGGAGACUACGGAAUGGUGGAAACGCACAUGACCACCGACAAGGAGUAUGAUCUUUACCUACUGGACCUGCUCAAGACGCAGGUGCGACUGAAAUCAUUCACUUGUUUCACGCCUGACUGUGGCUACCAGACGGACACCCUAGUGGCUCUAAUGAAGCACGACUACAUGGAGCACUGGAAGAUGAGCUGGUUUUACUGUCAUAAGUGCGGCGAUGUGUUCACCAGCAAGGUCUUUUUAGACUACCAUAUGCAUCUCCAGAACCGCGGCCUCUACAUCUGCCAUAAGUGCCGCGAAGAGUUUGAGUUGCAGCACCAGUUAGAUCGGCAUUUCCAGCUGCACAGGAAAGGGAUCAAUUACCACUGCAAUUUCUGCCGAUUGGAGUUUCUUAGCGAGGCUAAGCUGCUGGCCCAUUGCAAAAAGCUGGGGCACAGUCCCAACGACGAGCCCCUCAUCAGCAUUGAUCGUUCGCUCUCGAUUGUCAACUGCCAUGUGCCACGGUCAUCGGACUAUUCUCGAAUAGUCAAGUCGUACGAAGAACGUGAGUUCUAUAUUCCGCGAAUACCGAUGCCCUCCACGCAGCCCAUGCACUUGCCUCAACAUAAACCCUUUCGUUUCGCUAUCGGAAUAUGUGAUUUCGAGGAGCGAAAUCCGAACUGCGUUGGAUGUCACUGAUUACGAACUUGUUGUGAGCUCCAUUCUUCGUCUGCAAUAUAUUCGAAUAGGUCAUGCUACACGUUACUAGUAGAGUGUAAAGUGCUAAUAUGCACACUCUUUGGUCGAGCAACGAGGAACUCGACUAUUGCGUUCUCUUUGUAUAAUCAACUCUAGUAAAUUUAGAUAUGCAUAUUUUUUAUAAUAAAUAUUGUGCCGUUGUCAG